Molecule: messenger RNA, 586 nt
Organism: Pteropus alecto (black flying fox)
Lineage: Eukaryota; Metazoa; Chordata; Mammalia; Chiroptera; Pteropodidae
Gene: SNCG
Product: synuclein gamma
Exons: 5
Coding region: 17-400 (127 amino acids)
Biological process (GO): synapse organization; chemical synaptic transmission; synaptic vesicle endocytosis
Cellular component (GO): axon terminus; neuronal cell body; cytoplasm
Molecular function (GO): cuprous ion binding
Source: RefSeq, a predicted model, not a curated record
UGUUCCUGCCACCACCAUGGAUGUCUUCAAGAAGGGCUUCUCCAUCGCCAAGGAGGGUGUGGUGGGCGCUGUGGAAAAGACCAAGCAGGGGGUGACAGAAGCGGCUGAGAAGACCAAGGAGGGUGUGAUGUAUGUGGGAGCGAAGACCAAGGAGGGUGUCGUGCAGAGCGUGACCUCAGUGGCUGAGAAGACCAAGGAGCAGGCCAAUGCAGUGAGUGAGGCCGUGGUCACCAGCGUCAACACUGUGGCCACCAAGACCGUGGAGGAGGCAGAGAACAUCGCGGUCACCACUGGAGUGGUGCGCAAGGAGGAACUGAAGCAGCCUGCUCCCACACAGGAGGACGAGGCAGCCAAAGUGGAAGAGGAAGCGGCUGAAGAGGCCAAAAGUGGGGGAGACUAAAGGGCUGCAAGUCAGCCUUGGAGACCCAGAAGAACACCCCUCUGCCUUGGACCCAUCUUCUCCUGGCACAGGAGUGCCGGUCCUGGAGUGUGACCUUCGAUGUGGCCCAUGCUUCCCAUGCCAGUACCCAGCCACCACAGGCCUGUCCUUUCAUGCUGCUGCUAUUUUCACCUCUCUCCCUUGACC